CCGGUCACCUCUAUGAACCUCGAGAAUCGAUCCUAUCCUUGGCUCCGAAUAACGAAGCUCACUCAAGCCGGUGUCGAGUGUCCGGCGCGGGCUGCCCUCUCGCGGUCUCGACUCUCGAGACCGACACGGUCCCGUACAAGCCGUGCCGUUGACUCGUUCGGCAUCCACCAACGCAUGGGAUCAGUCUCAUGACGUCAUCAUAUAUAAUCGCGCGACAUUAUCGUUCCAUACUCAUCGCGAUCAAGGGAACCCUGGCUUCACUCGUCCGCCUCGCAAGGUCGCGCUCAAUCCUCAGGCUCGCCGUCAAAUCCAGGUCUACUACAUCGAGUCUGAGCUCGCUCGUCAAAUAUCAUAGCAGCAUGCCGCCGUACACGCUCUACUACUGGCCCGAGAUACCUGGCCGUGGCGAGUUCGUCCGGCUCGCGCUCGAAGCCGCCGGGGAGGCGUACGACGAGGUGUCGGACGUACCCACGCUCACGAGCUUCACCUCGUCCACGGGGCCCGUCGGCGCCCCGCCGCACUUCGCCGUGCCCAUCCUCGAGAUCCCCGCCCCUUCCUCCGCCUCCUCCUCCUCCAGUUCGAAAUCGAGGAAGAUCACGAGGGAAGGGAGCGCGAAGGAGGGGAAAGGGUCGAGUGCGUUUUUGAGCCAGACGCCGGCGAUUCUGGCGUAUUUGGGUCCGAAGCUGGGGUUGGUGGGCGAUGUGGAGGGCGAGGAGGAGGAGGUGCGCGAGCUGAGGAGGGCGCACGUGAACCAGCUCGUGUUGACCGCGUUGGAUCUGAACAACGAGGUGCACGACACGCACCACCCGAUUGCGAGCGAGCUCUACUACGAAGACCAAAAAGCCGAAGCCGCCCGGCGCGCCGCCCACUUCCGCAAGACGCGCGUCCCCAAGUUCUUCAAACACUUUGACCUCGCCCUCGCCUCGAACCCUUCCUCCUCCUUGCACCUUGUUGGCACCACCCUGACCACCGCCGACCUGACGCUCUUCCAGGUCAUAGACGGCCUCCAGUUCGCGUUUCCCCGGCUGCUCGCGUCCGCCGAGGCUUCGGGACGGUUCCCACAUCUGUUCAAAUUCAAGGACGCGCUGGUGAAGGAGAGCGAGAGGUUGAGGGGUUAUUUGGGGAGCGUGAGAAGGAGGACGUAUGGGAUGGGGGUGUUUAGGCAUUAUGAGGAGUUGGAUGGGGAGUUGGAGGCGGAGGAAGAUAAGGCUGAGUGAUACCAGCGCUGGCUUGUCGAAAGAGAAAAUUUCAAUUGUACGCAAGUCCGCACUCGCAAUCCACGACUCCAUCGCCAAUAUGUAGGGAGUCGGCUUCAAAUUGUGCACGUAGCUGGAGACGCAGGGAUGAAGAAUAAGUAUGGGAUCACAACGAUCGUGACGGAGCGUACAACUCUCCCGCCGGGAAGUCGAGAGAGUCUAUACACAUCCAGGAGUCCGAUCAGGAGAGGUGGGGUUGUCACUGUGCGGGCCUGCUUGUAGGUAUCGCAAGGCGACAUAGACGUCAUUCCCAGCAUGGGUUCGCGACGCCGUACGAGCAUUUGCACCCCCCAGCUAUGCACUUCGUUUCAUAUCAGCCGUUGGCCCUAAAGACGCUCUAAUCCAUGAGUACCUUAAGAGGC
Messenger RNA from Punctularia strigosozonata HHB-11173 SS5, 1618 nucleotides. RefSeq lists its product as uncharacterized. Lineage: Eukaryota; Fungi; Basidiomycota; Agaricomycetes; Corticiales; Punctulariaceae. Gene Ontology annotation, molecular function: glutathione transferase activity. The transcript is spliced from 3 exons. The record is from RefSeq and is a predicted model, not a curated record. Gene Ontology annotation, biological process: glutathione metabolic process. Bases 360 to 1217 code for a protein of 285 amino acids.